ACUCAUACUCUCACUUUUCUCCUCUACCUCUCUAAUAAACACAUAAUAUUCCCCAAAAAUAUAAAUACAAUGUUGGGAGGAAAAUCCCAAGAGCGAGUGAAUGAGAAGUGGUGAAUUAAGGCGGUGGGAGCGGGACUCGAACGCGGGUCAGUGUUUACAUGUGGUCAGGAGGACGGGAGCUCCGCCCUCGUCACUGUCCCUCGUAGUCGUCGCCCCUCGUCACUCAGCCUCUCGUCGUCCCUCCUCGUCACUCAGCCUCCUCACCUCCUCCUCACUCUUCCUCAUUAAGACAAUGGGGCAGACUCUGAGUGAACCAGUGACACAGAAAGAAACCUCCCGGUGUGAGAACUCUUGGUUACGUGUUGGUGCAUCGUGCAUGCAAGGAUGGCGUGUCAACAUGGAAGAUGCACACACCACAAUACUUUCACUCCCAGAUGAACCAGGAACGGCCUUCUUUGGUGUAUAUGAUGGCCAUGGAGGUUCUAGAAUUGCUCAGCACGCAGGCAAGCACUUGCACAAGAGUAUCGUAAAGCAGGCAGAGUAUAAAGCCGGGAACAUUGAGGCUGCCAUCAAACAGGGUUUCUUGGAUUUGGACAAUUUAAUGCAGACGGAUGACGUGCUAAAAGAUGAGCUGGCGGGUACUACAGCUAUAUGCUGUCUUCUUCGUAAUGGAACCGUGUACUGCGGUAAUGUUGGAGAUUCACGAGCUAUAGCAAGUGUUGGAGGGCGUGUUGAAGAGCUGAGCAAUGACCAUAAGCCAAGUUUAGCAUCAGAGCAACGGAGAAUUACAGCAGCCGGGGGAUGGGUGGAACUGAAUAGAGUUAAUGGCAAUUUAGCUUUGUCAAGAGCUUUGGGUGAUUUUGUUUUUAAGAAGAAUGAACUGAAAAGUCCUGAAGAACAAAUUGUUACUGCAUGUCCAGAUGUCAUAACACGAGAGAUAUCAGAAGAUUGGGAAUUCAUCUUGUUAGCGUGUGAUGGCAUAUGGGACGUCAUGACCAAUCAAGAAGUGGUAAACUUUGUGAGACUACGGUUGUCUCAGGGAAUGGAGCCGGAAGAUGUGUGUGAGGAUCUGAUGACGAGGUGCCUGGCUCCGGACUGUCAAAUGGGUGGACUGGGCUGCGACAACAUGACUGUCGUUCUCAUCUGCCUCGUUCAUUCCGGGUCUUGGCGUGAGGAAAUGUUGAUCAUUAGGGGGCGCAUGUUGGUAGAUGGUACUGUGGCUUUUAAACCUAGUGGAUCAUCAAGCGACUCGAGUGACAAGGAACAUAUUUGCACACCAAACUUCAAUAGUGCUGGUGUUGAAGAUGAAUAAGAUUGAGUGCCUUAGUGUUACACAGAUUUAGGAUAUUUUUAACUACUGGACAAGUGUGCGCGGCCGUGUUUAUCAUUGGAAACCCACACCAAUGAUGACGACAGUGAUGUUGACUUGCAAUGAGUAGUAGCAGAAUCAUUUAGUCAUUUUAUAAUGAUAUUGAAAUAGGUUCAUGCAUAAUUUCAUAACUCAUCCUUAGUAAUGUAUGUUUUCUGUAUAUGUAUGAAACACACACACAUGCAUACAUGCAUGCAUAUAUACAUACAUACAUCCCCUUCCCCCCACACACACGCACACACACAUUUAUUAUAUACAUAUAUGUAAUUACAAAUUGGUAAUAACACACAUACUGUACAUAUAUAUAAUAUGUGAUUACAUAUUAUUUCUAAAGAGCUUUACUAAUUCAUGAAUGACAUUAUAGGACCAUGAAUUAUUGUCUGCUCAUUUAACGAGCAGCCAAACUUUGGGUGUAAUAUUGGUAAGACUGUUGUAUACGCUUGCUUCUUGUAGAGACUCCGCGGACGUGUCCUUCAACACUCCCGGCAUAGGUGUAAGAUCUCCAAGUUUCAAUUGUAACUCGCCUAACUAAUUCCAUUCAGCUGCUAUUAUUUUUUUUGUCCUUUCUGUGAUCAUUGUACUGAUGGUUCUGUCAAGAUGAAGAGAAAGAUUGUAUUAUCAUAAUGUUUGUCUGUAGUCGUUAGGUCUUUGUUUUAUUCUGUUGUUAGAAAAGUGGGUUAAUAAAAGUGGCAAGCAUUGUGAAGAUGUGCAGUACACCUGUCAUGAUGUGCUUUAUUGUGGUCGAGUGUGCAUUUUAAGAAGGCAGUCUCUUGUGCAUAUUUUUGAAGGAAUUGUUUCGCUCUUUUUUUUUAACAUUUGUUGAUUGUUGCUUACGUUGCUCUUGUUCACUAUUUUGUGUCCAGUUCGAUAAAGCUCAUCGUGUUUCAUGAUUAUAAACCCAACUGUCUGUCGUUUAUGUCUAGCCUUUGUUAUAUGUCGAAUAUUUUCAUCAAAUAGUUGUGCAUCUGCAUUAUAACUCUUACACCUUUAAGGCUGCUGCCAGUUAUUACGUAUGCUAUAUGAAUCUUGAUGCAUGGGUUAGUCCUUCAUCGCCUAGAGUGAAGACUGCAUGUUGCAUAUGGUCUCUCUCUGCUUGACAAAUAAUGUAAACCAUAUCAGAAAAUCAUAUGCCUAUGUUUUCUUGUUAUGGCUUCAGUGGGAUACUUGUGUAUAUAAUAUCCAGCAAUAGGCUGAUCUGUAUUCUCUGCAUCAAAUUUUGCUGUAUGUUUAUAAUAGAUUAUUUUCUGUAUAUAUAUCAUGUACAUCUUUUUUUAUUUCUCUGAAUUUAAAUGAAAAUAAUUUUGCAAAACCACUUCCAUAUGUUUUGAUCUGUGCAUAUUUCAACAUUCUCCUUCAUCAAAACAUUCUUUUUGCCAUUAAAAGACUUCCAUCUCUGGCUUAUCUACAUAAAUAUAGUCCUGUAUGUGCUCCCUUGAAGGUUUUAUAUGGUAUUACAUUGAUUGCGUUCUUGUUUGUUUAUAUUAUACUGUGUUCUUAUUUUCUGUUACCAGCCCCUUUUUACAGGAUUGAUUUUCAUCACUUUACAUCCUCUCCUCUCUUGACAUUCCAUAGCCACAUCUGAGUGUGGCCUUUGUGAGCGUGUGCACGGUACCAGCCGUGUUGGUCACAAUAUCUUGUUCCACAUCUGAGUGUGGCCUUAGUGAGCGUGUUCACAGUACCGACUGUGUUGGUCACCAUUAUCUUGUUCCACAUCUGAGUGUGGCCUUUGUGAGCGUGUGCACGGUACCAGCCGUGUUGGUCACAUUAUCUUGUUCCACGUCUUUGUGUGCACAGUACUGGUCACAUAGCCUUGUUCCACCUCUUGUGGAACCAUUCCUACUAAUGUAGUGUUGUAACCUCUGCACAAUUUUUGUCUUGAUUAGCUUUGAGUUUAUAGUCUGGCAUCCACCGAGUAUAUUACACCUCAUUUUCAGGGAAGGUGAGGUUAGGCAGUUAAAGAUGGUUACUUCAGAUGAAUUUUAUUUGUCAUUGCAUAAUGUGUAUUUUAAAAGUAAAACCCGAAGUAUCUGGAGUUGCACAAAAGUUUCACCUGAAGGCUUAGCUGUCAGGAACUUCUUCACCUGUCAAGAGUUAUUGUCAGUAAAAACAUUAUUUUCAAAACAAAAGUUAUAGAAAAAGAUGAAAGGUAUCUUAGUGAUCCAAGCCUCGGACUGUUUACAGUACAACCGUCGUCAGUUGUCAGCUGCAGAGGAACAUUGUUCGUACAUUUCCAGCUUCCAGUUAGACUUGACCUUUACU
Messenger RNA from Procambarus clarkii (red swamp crayfish), 3628 nucleotides. RefSeq names its product probable protein phosphatase 2C T23F11.1. NCBI's taxonomy places the organism in Eukaryota, Metazoa, Arthropoda, Malacostraca, Decapoda, Cambaridae. Gene Ontology annotation, biological process: protein dephosphorylation. Gene Ontology annotation, molecular function: cation binding; protein serine/threonine phosphatase activity. The record is from RefSeq and is a predicted model, not a curated record.